AUGUCUUCACCUUCAUCGGUUUCAACUCCACUUUCAUCAUGGUGGAAUAAUAUGUCGCUAUCUGGCUAUUAUGCCACUAUUUCAACACCAAGCACUUCUAAUUUCUCGUGGGGUUUUGAUGGAUAUACAAAACAGAAUAUUGUGCCAUCUCAAGGAAUGUCAACUGCAGCCGGGUAUACUGAAGAUAUUACUGUAGCUGGAUCUUUGUUGAAAGAUAAGAUUAGUGGAUUGUAUGAAUCAUUGAUUCGAAAAGAAACACCGCUGACUGGUUGUGGAUAUGGAGAAGAUGGAAGAAUUGCUAUGAUGGUAUGCCUGAAUCGUAAUUGGUCCGGGCUUGAAAUCUGAAUCAUAUUAUCCUCCAAAAAUAAAUCGGGAGGAGCUCUUCCCUCAUUUAAAAAUGCUCCUAAAUAUUGAAGCCGUGGAAGAGAAAACCACUACCGUAGACUUUGGAAAUUUUUGGUUUUCUAGGCCAUAUCCUCUUUUAAUAUUUUGUCAACAAAAAACAUCGAGUUUGGGACACCCUAAAAUACUCGAUAAAUGUUUGGAUGUGAUUCUCCGAGAGAAGUACACACAAAUAAAAUAAUGUGUGCAAUAGAGCGCACUUUCUUUCCUAGUUUUAAGGUUUUAGCAAGUUGUGUUUUUCACCAAAAGAUCCGUAUUCGCUUGCUUUUAAAACAAUUAUUUGUCCUUGGGGACAAAUACUGAACGAAAUUAGGAAGUUAUUUAUUUCCUUCAGGAACUACUUCUUUUUGAGCCAAGAGAACGAGAGAAAAGUCAAUCAAAAGUGACACGUGUCAAAUUAGCAUCAUUUGUUUUUUGUAUAUAUUCAUUUUUUGCAGGUCGACAAAGUUUAUUUGGUGGAUCGACUUGGUGCACACGAAAAUCUAUUAGGAACAGUUCAUGUGACUACAACUCAUAUUAUAUUCAGAGCUGAAGAUGGAUCCAAAGAACUUUGGGUAAAUAACUUUUCUUACGUCAUCAAAAAAACUCUCAUAUUUCAGUUGGCGAAUGGUUUGAUUGCUUCAGUCGAACGUGGUUCUCUUACAGCAGCUGGUUGUAUUUUAAUAAUUCGAUGUAAACAUUUUCAAGUGAUAUCAUUGUUGAUUAGUCGCGAUAAAGCGUGUCAGGAUUUGUAUGAAACAUUGGUGCACGCGUCGAAACCAGGUUUGUGAAAUUUUUUGGGGGUUUUUUUUGAAGCUAGCUUCGAUUCCCAAUCCAAAACUUCCACUUUCCUUUUUUCGAAAUAAAAAAUGAUGAGUUUUUAGUUUCAGUGAAUGUUUCGGAAUUGUUGGCAUUCGAAAAUCGAGAAAUAAAUGAAGAUUCAAAAACAUGGAAAAGAUUGGAUUGGAGUGCGGAAAUGAGAAGACAGGAAAUUCCACAAGAUCAAUGGAUGGAAUCUGAUAUUAAUAGUGAUUAUCAGGUAUUGAUUUCCUACAUAAAAAUAAAUUUCGCAGUUGCCCCUUUCAGAUUUGCGAUACAUAUCCAGAUCGACUCUGGUUUCCAACAUCUGCCAACACAGCUGUUCUAAUGGGAAGUUGUAGAUUUCGGUCGAGAGGAAGACUUCCGGCACUCACUUAUUAUCAUAAAUCAACUGGUGCUGCUCUUUGUAGAUGUGCUCAACCAUUGACUGGAUUUUCGGCGAGAUGUGUUGAGGAUGAAAAAUUGAUGGAACUUAUAGGCAAAGCUAAUACGAAUUCGGAGAAUUUAUUUUUGGUUGAUACACGGCCACGGGUUGGUUUUUCGAGGGUUUUUUGUGUUGAAACUUACUGGAAAUUUAAGAAUCUGCGCUAACUAGAAAUGCAGAUUGUUUUAUUAAAUCUCCAUUAUCUAGCAAUUUCUUGAUCCAUUUUCAUGAAAAAUAUUUUUUUUUCAGCCUCUGAAACUAUUUUCGAACAGGAAAUCCGAAUUUUAAGCCCUGAAAGAUAGUAAUGUAGAUUUUGAAGCAUCUGAAUCUUGGAUUUUUUUUUUAAAUUUAAACUGGAAAAUCUCAAAAACACAAAAUUUACACCAAAUUCCUUAAUUCAAAAAUCAAUCAAUAUAUUUUUCUUCAGGUAAACGCAAUGGUAAAUAAAGUGCAAGGAAAAGGAUUCGAAGACGAGCGAAAUUAUUCGAAUAUGCGCUUUCAUUUUUUCGAUAUCGAAAAUAUUCAUGUAAUGAGAAAUAGUCAAGCGAAAUUAUUGGAUGCUGUUACAAAAUGCAAAGAUGUAACCGAAUAUUGGAAAACUAUGGAAACAAGUGGAUGGUUGAAACAUAUUCGAGCUGUAAUUGAAUGUGCUCUGUUUUUAGCUGAAAGUAUUAGUCGAGGAACAUCUUGUGUUGUUCAUUGUUCGGAUGGUUGGGAUAGAACAUCGCAAACUGUUGCAUUGUGUCAAUUGUUGCUUGAUCCGUAUUAUAGAACUAUUCAUGGAUUUCAGGUAAUUUCAACACAUUUUACAAAAAUUCUUUUCCCAAAUUCUCAAAAAUUCCCACUUUUUCAAGGUUCUGAUAGAAAAAGAUUGGCUCGGCUUCGGCCAUAAAUUCGAUGAUCGAUGUGGUCAUGUUGGAGCACUAAAUGAUGAAGCUGCCAAAGAAGUUUCACCAAUAUUCAGUCAAUUUCUCGAUUGUGUUUGGCAAAUAAUGCAACAAAGACCGCGCGCUUUUCAAUUCAAUGAACGAUAUUUGAUUGAAAUGCACGAAAAUGUAUAUAGUUGCCAAUUUGGAACAUUUAUUGGAAAUUGUGAUAAAGAUCGAAGAGAUUUGAAUGUGGCGAAACGAACGAAAUCGUUGUGGAAUUGGAUGGAUUUGAGACAUGAUGAUUAUAUUAAUCCAUUUUAUGCGGUAAUUUAUUUUGGGGGGGGGGGUGGUUCUAAAAAAGUGCUGAAAAUCUUGGACUUUUGUUUCCAAACCUAGAAAAUUGGUUUUCUCAAGCUUGAAACUGGGCCUAAACUUAGCCACGGGCCAUUCAAAGCCCAAAUUUUCGAUCUGGUCUAAAUCUUCUGAUUAAAAUUUUAGGCCAUAUUUUCAAAGCCUAAUUUUUCAAGCCUAAGUACUAAGUACUGGGCCUAGGAUGAAAAAUCAGGGUUCAUUUGAAAGCAAAAGUUUUAAAUUUAUUUUUAAAAAAUUAAGAUUAUUUUCCGAACAUUUUUUUCCGAAAAAUUCUUACUCAUCGCCGGUUUCUCUGAUCCAAAAUUUCUCAAAUAGUUAUCUAUUUUCCAGCCAACUUCACAUUCUGCUCUUUUUGGAUUUGGAUACCCGCGCAGCUCAUUUCCACGUUUGGAUCGGAUUAUAUAAUCGAUUCGAUGAAGGACUUCAACCACGUGAAAGAAUUGAUGAUUUAACAAUGACUGCAAUUGAACACGUUGGAGUUCUUGAAUCACAUGUUGCACAAUUACGAAUCAAAUUGGCUGAAUUACGAUCGCAAAUUGGAAUAUCUGGACAAACAUCGAGUAAUAUGAUUGAUAGUGGAACAAGUAGUGCGACUGAGGAAUUUAAGAAUAUGGUGGGUGGUUUUUUUGUCUGAAAAUAAACAAAAUACGAGAAACCUAAGAAGCCUAGUUUCUUCUUUAAAAAAUCGACAACUUUUUUGAUGUUCCCCUUUCCUUUUCAGACAAUAUCGCAUCCACUUGAAAUAUCUUCACCGAUUCCAUUUUUGGAGCGAGCAAAUAGUCAGGAAAGUGGAGUUAUGGAAUCGAGCAUGUGUUCGGUGAGUUUUGAAAUUUUGAAUAUUGUAAGAGCUUGAGAAAUUGAGAAUCUGAAUUCAGAUUCUGAAAUAACAGGCCUAAAAUAGGCCCUAACGAGGCUGCUUUUUUUCCCGAAAGAAUUUUUGAAAAAAAAAUUUUUUUUUGGAAAUUUUUAAUCAAAAAUUUUUCCCGCCCAAAUCAAAAUUUUGAUUUGGGCGGGAAAGAAUUUUUGAGAAAAAAAAUUUUUUUUUUGGAAAUUUUUAAUCAAAAAUUUUUCCCGCCCAAAUCAAAAUUUUGAUUUGGGCGGGAAAGAAUUUUUGAGAAAAAAAAAUUUUUUUUUGGAAAUUUUGAGUAAAAAUGAUCUCCCCCCCCCUCGAAAAAUUUUUCCAAAUGCCAUGAUCUCCCCCUCACAGUUUUUGGAGCAAUGCCAUGUAUGACCUUAACAACGAAUUUCUGAGGUUUCCCAGCCAAUGUUCCUUUAAAAAAUCAAUAUUUGCAGGAUGAAUCAAUAUCAAAAUAUCAAUUAAAAUGGCAACCAUUACGCGGUGCAACACGUUGCUCAAACAUUGCAUGUCGUGGAGAAUUUUCGUCGACAAUUGAUCGACGAAUUCAUUGUCAUCGAUGUGGUUUGGUUGGUUUUUUGAGGGAGAGGGACUUUUUUGAAGAAAAUCAACAUCUCAUAAGUUUUUUUUUAGAAAAUUCUGUUUUCCACGUGAAUUUGGAGUGCUAAAGUUUUGAAUUUCCGGUUUUUCUGGGAAUUUAACAUUUCAGCCACAUUUUCAGAAAUAAUUUAGUUAGCUUUUAAAAAUUGCAGCUUUCCACGUGGAUUUUAAACGAGAACAAAUUAAAUUUGAAAUUUGGGAGGAAAAUUUCGAAGUAGAAAAUUUCGAUACAAUUUUUUAAAUUAGGAACGAAUUUCUAAAAUUUAAAAUUUCUGUUCACCAUUCUUCAAAUUUUCAAUUAAAAAUACUCGAAAUUAUAAAAUUUAUCACCGCUUUCCAAAUUUCCGAUUCUCCCAAAAAACUCAAUAUUUCCAGAUUUUCUGCCGUCGAUGUGUUCAUGUAACAUCAGAUCAACGUGAAAGAUUAUGCGAUAAAUGUGAUUAG
Caenorhabditis angaria is the source of this 4765-nucleotide messenger RNA. The record is from the annotation of a GenBank genome assembly. NCBI's taxonomy places the organism in Eukaryota, Metazoa, Nematoda, Chromadorea, Rhabditida, Rhabditidae.